UGAAGGGACCAAGGAGGGGGUAAUCUGCGCGCUUGGCGCCGCCUCGCUCUUGCUCCUCCCUUUCUGUUCCUCUCUCUGUCGACGUGUGUGCCCCGCCCACUUUCGUGUUAUCUGCCUCCUCCUGGCGAGCCCGGCUCGCGCACGAUCUUGCCACCCAGCAUCUUCUUUUGCAAGAGCAUCUUUCCCCCUCCCCGGGCCAUCGCAGCCUCUCCUCCGCGCGCGCCCUCGCCUGCAUUCCUCCCUCCUUGCUUCCUCCUUCCUGCCUGCAGCUUCGGGGUCCCCCCCCCCCUUCCACUCCCUGCAAAUGGAGUUGCCUGCCAACCAGUGCAAAAAAGUCAAGCUGAGCAACAAAGUGCAGAACUGGGGAAUGCAGAGAGCUACCAAUGUCACCUAUCAAGCUCACCAUGUCAGUCGGAAUAAGAGAGGCCAGGUGGUAGGGACCAGAAGUGGCUUCCGGGGCUGCACAGUCUGGUUAACAGGACUGUCUGGAGCUGGGAAGACCACAGUUAGCAUGGCAUUGGAAGAGUAUCUAGUGUGCCAUGGCAUUCCAUGCUAUACCUUGGAUGGUGACAACAUCAGGCAAGGCCUCAAUAAGAACCUGGGCUUCUCACCAGAAGACAGGGAAGAAAACGUCCGCCGGAUUGCUGAGGUUGCCAAGCUGUUUGCAGAUGCUGGACUUGUGUGCAUCACUAGCUUUAUUUCUCCUUAUGCCCAGGAUCGUAAUAAUGCCCGGCAAAUUCACGAAGCAUCAAGCCUGCCUUUCUUUGAAGUGUUUGUGGAUGCUCCACUGCAUGUUUGUGAGCAGAGAGAUGCGAAAGGUCUUUACAAAAAAGCUCGUGCUGGAGAAAUUAAAGGUUUCACUGGCAUUGACUCAGAGUAUGAAAAACCUGAAGCCCCUGAGCUGGUACUGAAAACGGAUUCCUGUGAUGUCAACGACUGCGUUCAACAAGUUGUGGAACUUCUGCAAGAGAGGGACAUUGUACCAGUGGAUGCCUCCUAUGAAGUUAAAGAGCUGUAUGUCCCUGAAAACAAGCUUAAACUGGCCAAAACAGAUGCUGAAACUUUACCAGCUCUGGAAAUAAAUAAGCUGGACAUGCAGUGGGUGCAGGUUCUGGCGGAGGGUUGGGCAACACCGCUUAAUGGCUUUAUGAGAGAGAGAGAAUACUUGCAAUGCCUUCACUUUGACUGUCUGCUGGAUGGGGGAGUUAUUAAUCUCUCAGUGCCUAUAGUGUUGACAGCUACAAAGGAAGACAAGGAGAGACUAGAUGGCUGCACAGCUUUUGCUCUCGUGUAUGAAGGCCGGCGCGUGGCUAUUCUUCGAAAUCCAGAAUUUUACGAGCACCGCCAAGAAGAGCGCUGUGCCAGACAGUGGGGGACAACCUGCAAGGAACAUCCUUACAUCAAGAUGGUCAUGGAACAAGGGGACUGGCUUGUGGGUGGUGACCUGCAAGUGCUUGAUCGAAUUUACUGGAACGACGGCCUCGAUCAGUACCGUCUCACACCUGCUGAGCUCAAGCAGAAAUUCAAAGACAUGAAUGCCGAUGCUGUCUUCGCCUUCCAGUUGCGCAAUCCUGUGCACAAUGGGCAUGCCCUGUUAAUGCAGGAUACUCAUAAGCAGCUGCUGGGACGGGGCUACAGGAGGCCAGUUCUGCUCUUGCAUCCAUUGGGUGGUUGGACGAAGGAUGAUGAUGUUCCUCUGAUGUGGCGGAUGAAGCAACAUGCGGCCGUGCUGGAGGAAGGAAUAUUAAAUCCAGAAACGACUGUGGUGGCUAUAUUUCCCUCUCCCAUGAUGUAUGCUGGACCAACUGAGGUUCAGUGGCAUUGCAGAUCACGAAUGGUAGCUGGAGCAAACUUCUACAUUGUGGGCCGAGAUCCUGCCGGCAUGCCUCAUCCCGAGACUGGAAAAGAUCUCUAUGAUCCAACGCAUGGUGCCAAAGUGUUGACUAUGGCGCCAGGGUUGAUAACAUUGGAAAUUGUACCCUUCAGAGUGGCAGCUUAUAACAGGAAAAAGAAAUGCAUGGAUUACUAUGACUCGGAACACCAUGAAGAUUUUGAAUUCAUUUCGGGAACCCGCAUGCGUAAACUGGCUCGCGAAGGGCAGAAUCCUCCAGAAGGCUUCAUGGCUCCUAAAGCAUGGACUGUUCUGACGGAAUACUACAAAUCCUUGGAAAAGGCUUAGGGUGCUUAUUAAGUGCAGAUCAAACUUUGACUGUUGAUUUGUUAGCAAGAAGGGGGACCACACAGUCGCCGUUUGCACUGCUUUAGAGUGUCUUUCAGGAAGCUCUUCCCUAAAAAAACAAAUCUUUUCUCCUUAAUAUCAUUUUACUUGUCUUAUGGAUUCUAUUACAAAUUGGCACCUAACAAGUCGCUGGUUUUAAUAUCUUCUCUUUUUAUUACAGUUACUAUUUUUGCUGUAAGUUUUUUAAAUCUUGUCUUUUUAUAUUUUUAGGCUCCUCCCUGUCCAGCAUUUCUAAUUGCAGCCACACCUUUCUUUUACUCUAUUCAUAUUAUUUAAUGUAGUUCUGUUCUCUGCUUUUUAUAGUUUGCGGGAUGAAUAUAGCGUUUGGAUUGUUUUUUAAAAAUAGAAGUGCUUAAUUCAAUGAAAAUAUUUUUUUUAAAAUAACAAAAUCAAGCUUUUCUGUCAUUGGUCUUUUGCAAAGAUUGCAUAGAAUCUCAGAAUGGAUUUCACUGUAUUGCAAGUUAAAUUUUCUGUAUUGAAUCUGUCUUGUGCUUGCAGAUUCUUUUUUCAAACCAGUGUGACAAGAGCCGUAGAAAACAGUAUUUAUCUUAACAUGAUACAUUAUCUUGUUCUUCCAUGUUUCCACAAAAUUAAUGGAAAGAGUUUGAGAAGACCAAGCAAUAACAGUUUGAUACCGUUUCUUGCUUAUCUCCUUCUACCCCUCCAAAAUACAACCUUGUAAACUGCAGGACAAAUGGCAGAAAGGGAUGGUAUAGAACACUGCAGUGACAUCCAGGUCAUUUUUUUGUUUAUUUAUAGCCUGCCUUUUUUACUAAGACUCAAGAUUGGUUACAGAGGUCAGAAGGAGGAAAAAGGUAAUCAUACACUAUAAGUCAUCCAAUGAACAGUGCAGUAAAAACAAUGAAAUAAAAAUUUAAGUGACAAUGUAAACAGCAAACUACCCAGACUGGCAUAGUGCAAGCGAUGCAGAACUUGCGACUGGAAAGGUACAAGGCACUGCCCACUUCCUUCCUUCCUUCCUUCCUUCCUUCCUUCCUUCCUUCCUUCCUUCCUGUAUAUGUAUUUCCUGCCCGUCACCAAAGUCCCAACGGGGUGUGUGUGUGUUCAAUCAUAAAAGCAACAUAAAACUAUGAAUUUUUAAAAAACAAUCCCCAAAUCAGCUUCAUGAACCAUCCUUACCCACCAUUCUAGGUUCCCCCUCCUAAAAAUACAUAAGCACCCCACUCUCAUAGACUCCACCCCAACAAAUAUCAGCCUUGCGACUGGGGCUAAUACUAGGAGAGAGGUGACACAGGUACCAAAAAUGAAUGGGAUUGUGUCAUAAUUGUUUCCAUUUUUUGCACUAGGACAAUUCAGUUUGGAAACAUUCCCUUCCCUGUUCUCAGUGUUGGUUUAUUGAGAUCUGGUGAUUACUAGAUGCUCAAGAACUAAUUUCUUUUCACUGAUUCCUUUUUUCUCAUGCUUGUAGAAGAGGGGAAUAACAGUACUAUUUUUCAGUAACCCAGGUUUGGUGCUUUUUUUGCCAUACAUGGUUAGUAAUUUUACAUGAGAAAAGAGUCAGUGGUCAUUAACUAACAGCUACUUGUCAUUUGGAUAGAACUCUAGAGGGAUGAUCCUGCUGUAAUAGAUGCAGGUGGCCUUUGUUAAAGGUACCUGCUGAACCUAGCUCAAAUUGUCAUGGUGAAAUUCAAGUUAUAAGGAUGAAGACAGCAGAAAUCCACUGUUCUUUUCAGCCAUUGAUGCGUGGUCAGAAAUGAUUCCCUCCACCAGUGACAAGCCUGCCCCUCAGAAGGUUACGGAUAAAUAAAAUAUACCCCAAGAGACCCUCAGAUUUCUUUCUGUCAACAUGACUACCAUCUGGAAUUAUUUGCUUCCAUGUUCUAUGCUACUUGAUGCAAAGUAAGUUCAUAGCUUCUUAAAAGUACUAAUGUUGAGUAAGUAAUGCUUCAACCUUCUGCAGAGUGACCCCAGCCUAUGCGCAAUGGAAGUGAUGGGAUGUAUCCAAACAAUUUUUUUUCUGCUGGAAAAAGGGACGAGUUCUGGAUGUCCACCAACAGAUAUGCGACCCUCCUGAACAAAAGACCAGGGUUGUCUGGGACAGACUGAGAAAAUAACUGUCUAGAUCAGCGGUUCUCAACCUGUGGGUCGUGACCCCUUUGGGGGUUGAACGACCCUUUCAUAGAGAUCGCCUAAGACUCUGCAUCAGUGUUCCCCAUCUGUAAAAUGGAUAAAUGUUAGGGUUGGGGGUCACCACAACAUGAGAAACAAAGGGUUGGGGCAUUAGGAAGGUUGAGAACCACUGGUCUAGAUGGGUUUAGAGCAAUCUGCAUAGGGUUGGACUGUAGAAAUCACCAAGAUCUGAUCACUCAGUUGCACAGUAAAACUGAUGACAUUUCUAGGGAAGUGAAGAACUAUAGUUCACUCAAUUAAAAAAAGUCAGUGAAUGGGAAAAUAGGCCAUAGGAAAUUCUUCUUCCAUGGGUUCACCUGUUUUAUAAUAUGAGGCAUAGUAGUUGGAAACAUUCUUAUCAGAGGAUACCUGUGCCUUCUGAGGGCAGAAUUACGACUGCAGAAUUUGUGUCCAACCCAACAAAAGUAUCUAUUCUGUGAAGGUUUGUCAUAGAAUAGAAUUUUAAUAAUAUUCAGAAGAAACAAAAGUAAAACUUCAAUCCUGACAAUAAACAUCAAUAUUCAUAACACCAGGAAGAUCAAUCACUUUCUUCGUCUUCCCCCUCGCCACUUUCUCAUGAUUCAGUGGGAGCCGCAGAUUUCUCAGCAGAGUGCUUUUCAUCAUCACCCUCUCCUUCUGUUCAGUGGGGGAGAAACAGGUGCUCUGAUGUUCCCACUAUGUCCCAUGGUACAAGGUAAUAUUUGGUGAGACCUCAUUUAAAGAAAGUUCUGAGUCGAUUUCUGAGUUUUUAGAUUUGCCAUCUUCUGCAGGAGGGCUGUUCUUUUGUGGCAGCUGGUUAUGCUGCUCUUCAGUCAAGAUCUGUGCUCCAAAUCCAUUCUUCAACACUGCCCUGGGGUUUUUGUCAUCAUUAUUCAAUCCGAUAGAGCCUGUUGGCUUGAGAGCAUUGGUCAGAGAGUCUAAAAUGGAGCAUUUCCAAGAGGACUGAUGGACAACUUGGUGAGACCGAAGAAAGGGAAGGACGCACUGAGGAUCUAGGCCUUCUACUAGUUUCCUCUGGUUUCCAGCCUUACUAUACAACUGAAAGACACUGGGCUCUUUUGCAGAUUCUCUGGCGAUCUCUGCAACCCCUUGUCCAUCUCCACCAAGUGUAUCUUUCUGGUUUUGGUUUGUUCCAAGCCAAUUUUCUCAUUACGUUUCCCACAUGCCUCUCCUUCCUGAGAAAAACAUUUGUCGACUGUUUUGCAGCUUCAUCUAUGGACUUUGUUGAAGCUUAGGCAGACAAUUCAUUUAGGACAGCCGCCUCCAGAUUGUUUUUCUCAAGUCCCCCUAUUCUUUCUUCGAGUGCUGUAUCCAGCAGACUGGCCAGCAGGGAAAGCUCUCUUUGGCAAGAUGUCUAGCAGGCUGCUGCUAUUCAUUUUCCUGAUUUGUAAAACUUCCAAGACUUCCUCUUGCAUCCUGAUCAGAGACUCUUCUUUGUUGCACAGAGUUGCACUGAUAGCACAUGAUUCUCUGCACUCAACUUGAUGGUCUCACAUAAAACUUCGAUGUCUUCCUUAAUUGCACAGCAGGACAUUUUUUGAGAGUUUUUAACUGCAGAAUUGUCUGUAGAAGGUCUUCCAUUAUCCUUGGUGUUAUAUCAGUGGCACCAAGAUCCACCAGGUAUGCCAGUGAGGGCAUAAAAAUAGGAAUAGGAAAAAAGGAAUCUUGAAUGGUUACCAAUGGAUUGUUGCUGAGAUCCACCUUGAGCAAAAACUGCAUGCCGUGCCAGGCCCGGAAUGUCCCAUAAGUGAUUUGUUGAAUGAUGUUGCUACUGAGAUUUAUAACCUGCAGAAACGGGACAGCCUCAAACAUGUUCUUCUCAAUAAUUUGGAUUUUAAGGACAAGUCCAGGUAGGUGAGGGAAUACAAGCCUUCCAGAGAUGUGCUAUGAAGUCUGCUCAAGCUGUUUUCCUUGAGGACCAAGUGUUUGGCCCAAGGAUAGGCCUUCCACACUUCUUUUCCAAUUGAUGAAAUCACAUUCUUGGUAAAGUCCAAGUAUAUGAGAGGAUGAGGAUGAGCAGCCAGGUUGGGAAGGGGCACUUGGUGGAAUCCAAGCAGGUUGGUGAUCCCGCUGCAGUUUAAGAUUGUCAAGGUGCAACAGCACGUGGUUGGGCAAGGCCCUUGAGCUCCAUCCAGCCCCAUAAAGGGCACCAGUGGGAUCCCAAAGUAGAAAUACAUAUAAGUCAUGGUAGAAAUGUCCAUACUGUACAGCCGACCUUUUCAGGCUGCACAGGAGUCACAGCAAGUAUUUUAUGUGUCUGAUUGAUUGUGACAUCAUUUAGCAGGACAUCCAGCAUUAUGGCAUAUCUGUCAUUGUGGCAACAAUGGAGGCCCUGAUUCAGAGGCAAGGACAUUCAGAGGAAGUUUGCCAUUGCCUGCCUCUGCAUCAUGUCAUUGGUACUCUGUAACUAGUAAGGGUCUCCCCACCCCCUUUUUUUUGCUGUCAAGUCACAGAUGAUUCAUGGAGACCCUGUAAAGUUUUCAAGGCAAGAUAUGUUUGGAGGUGGUUCCCCAUUGCCUACCUUCAUGUCACACCACUGGAGGAGACUCCUGAGUCACUCAUUUGAAUCAGUGAGACUAGGCACUAGGGUAACUGCAUAGAAUUGUACUUUCAAAUAUUCAUAUAUUACGAUAAAAACAAUAAAAGAUAAAGAAAUUAAAUGGGAAAUAAAACAAGAACAAUUAAAAAUGCAAAGAUGAAAAAUUGAUUGGUGGUUUUAUUAUCAAGAAACUGUUUCUUAAAAGAGAAACAUCUGUUCCAGAAGAGAUCAAAUGAAUAUUAUAGAAAAAAAAUCUUCUAGAUACUGAUAAUAACUUAAUAAAAAACAUGCACGAUCUUUGCCUAAGAUUGGAAUUAGAGACAGAUAAAGUUAAAGGUUAUAUGGUAAGAUGGAUUCAAUACUUAGGACAUAAUAUUAUGUUUGUUCAAUGGGAAAAGUUGUGGAGAAAUAGUCUGAAAUUUACUAAAAGGAAUCAUAUGAAAGAAACAUUUUAAGAUCUGGUUUAGGUGGUUUAGGACCCCAAGUUAAAUUGCAGAUAUAAAUAACAGCUCUAGUAAGUGCUGGAAGUGUAAUGAAGUAAAAGGCACUUUGUUCUAUCAAUGGUGGACAUGCAGCAAAGCACAAAAAUUUUGGAAAAUAAUAAACAUUUAGAUUAUUAAGGUAUUAAAAGUUCACAUAAAACUUAAGCCAGAAUUUACAUAUUAGGCAUGAAAAAUAAAGCUUUAAAUGAAUUGCACGAUAUGUCAAUAUUUAGUAACAGCUGCAAAACUGGUCUGGGCAAAAAAUUGGAAAACAAGUUUCAUGCCAUUAGUUCAGGAUUGGCAAAAUGAAGCCAUGGAGUUAAUGUCCUCAGCUAAAAUUUCUGAUUUGUUUUAUACAAAGGUGGAAAAGUUAGUCUAAUUAUAUAGGUAAAAUUUAUGAUAUAACAUUAGUUUAACUUUCUAAAUGAGUAGACAAGAAUUGUAUAUAGAUUUUAUAACAAUUUAUGUUUAAUUUGUCUUUUUUCCUUUCUUGUUUAUCUUUAUUAGAUGUAUUUGUGGAUCUGUUUGGGAAUUAUUAUAAAUGUAUGAUGUAGUUAAAUGUGUGUUAUCUAUAAAAAAAACUUAAUUAAAAAAAGAAUUGUACUUUCA
Messenger RNA from Sphaerodactylus townsendi, 7999 nucleotides. RefSeq names its product 3'-phosphoadenosine 5'-phosphosulfate synthase 1 (gene PAPSS1). The transcript is spliced from 12 exons. The record is from RefSeq and is a predicted model, not a curated record. Lineage: Eukaryota; Metazoa; Chordata; Lepidosauria; Squamata; Sphaerodactylidae. The coding region runs from base 305 to 2179 and encodes 624 amino acids. Gene Ontology annotation, biological process: 3'-phosphoadenosine 5'-phosphosulfate biosynthetic process; sulfate assimilation. Gene Ontology annotation, molecular function: ATP binding; sulfate adenylyltransferase (ATP) activity; adenylylsulfate kinase activity.